Messenger RNA from Dermatophagoides farinae (American house dust mite), 1522 nucleotides. Its product is annotated as band 7 protein AGAP004871-like. The record is from RefSeq and is a predicted model, not a curated record. Gene Ontology annotation, cellular component: plasma membrane. Lineage: Eukaryota; Metazoa; Arthropoda; Arachnida; Sarcoptiformes; Pyroglyphidae.
UUUUUCAUGUUUUCAUUCAUAUUUGUUGCCUUGAUUUAUUUAUCAUUACUCGCGGAUUCCGUAGCAAAGAAAUCAAUUUGUUAUACUACGUGAAAAGUCGUACCACGUCAUUACCAUAGAAAAAGACAAUUGAUUUAAAUCGAUCCAAACCGCGUCCACAUUAAAACGCAAACACCACCAUACAGGGUCGAUAUAUCCAUGGGCAACCACAUUUGAUUGGCGAUCAACAACAAGAUCAGUUUUUCUUUUGCUUAAUAGAGUCAUAUGUCAGUCAGAAAGAAGAAAACAAUGGCCACUAUAACAACUAUUCAGCGUGAUAAUGAUCAGCAAAUUUUUGCACGUAUGUCCACUCAAGUGACCGAUAGUUAUAGCGAUCAUAAUAAUCGUGUCCAACAACCGGAAUCAAGUUUAUUUGAGAAUUUAUUAAUAUUAGGCUCAUAUUUGUUAUUGGUUUCCACCUUUCCUAUAAGUUUGUUCAUGUGUUUCAAGAUUGUCCAAGAAUAUGAAAGGGCCGUCAUAUUUCGACUGGGAAAAUUGGUUGGAUGCGGAACCAGAGGUCCAGGAUUGUUUUUCGUAUUGCCAUGCAUCGAUGAUUAUUCAGUUGUUGAUUUACGGACAAUCACCUACGAUAUACCCCCACAAGAAGUUUUGACCAAAGAUUCGGUCACUAUAUCGGUUGAUGCUGUACUUUUCUAUCGAAUAUGGCUGCCCACUAUAGCCGUAUCGAAUGUUUUCGAUUAUGGCCAAGCAACACAGCUUCUUACUUCAGUUACUUUAAGAAACGUUUUAGGUACAAAAACAUUGUCGGAAAUUCUUUAUGAUCGAAAUAAGAUUGGAAUCGAUAUCAACGAGAUGGUCGACACGGUAACCAAAUCAUGGGGAGUUAAAAUCGAAAGAGUUGAAGUUAAAGAUGUUCGACUUCCUUCAUCAAUGCAAAGGUCAAUGGCUGUGGAAGCUGAAACAACACGAGAUGCAAGAGCUAAGAUUAUUGCUGCCAAAGGAGAUCUUAAAGCAUCGUAUGGAUUAAAAGAAGCUUCGGAAAUCAUGUCCGUGGAACCAAUGUCUUUUCAGCUUCGUUUCCUUCAGAAUCUGAGCUCCAAUUCAUUCGAUAAGGAAACAACAAUAUUUUAUCCGGUACCGAUGCCAAUGUUGACUGUGUCAUUGUCAUCGAUAUCGAGAUCAUAGUCAGAUAACAUAAACAUAUGCAUAUGUAUACACCAUAUUGAUCACAUUCAAAUUGAUAGAAUCAAUACUUUCAGCACUUCAUUCAACAUAAAUAGGUUUCCUGUUUUUGUAAAAAAGACUUGCAAUCGUUUUGUUGGCCGUUCAUCGUUAUUUUUCGUCGUUAUAAACAAUGAGAUCAUGAAAUUAAUGUGAAAAAACGGAUGAUAACAAAUAUAAAUAAACCAACGGAUAUUUGUAAUAAUGAAAAAAAACCAAACAAAUUGUAAUUUUUAUUCAACCAAACUCACGUACCCAUAAAUAUAUGCUGAAAUCUGUUAUCGAGUUCCGAUCUUGCAAA